Trichobilharzia regenti is the source of this 745-nucleotide messenger RNA. The record is from the annotation of a GenBank genome assembly. Lineage: Eukaryota; Metazoa; Platyhelminthes; Trematoda; Strigeidida; Schistosomatidae.
CAGUGACCGACGAACAACUUAGUCCAGAGAAUGACGCGGUUGUCGAUGAUCUGCAUCAUGAUGGCUUGUGUUCUGCUGACACAUCUCGCUGAAAUCAAUAUGGCUGCGAAACCCACGAAAGUGCAACCACCAGUUGAUGAUGAAGUGUCAGCGAAAUCCCUAGACGCAAACAAAACUGCUGACAAGUCUCCUGCGAGGGCGAACGCCACAGAAGAGGAGGAUGCAGUGAAGGCGAAAGCAGAGAAGGUUGACGAGAAGGUGAAAGGCGUUGCAAGUGUGAAGUCUGUGAAUGGGACAUCCCAUCACACGAACGCAACCCAGGUGAAGGAUAAGAGCAAGUCGAAGGAAGGGAAGGGUAAGAAGAGCGUGAAAGACAAGAAGGACGAUUGUGAUGAUGACGACAAGGACGAUGAUGAUAAGGAUGAGAAGGACGAUGAUGAUGAGAAGGAUGACAAGAAGAAGAAGGAGGAGAAGCAGCUGAAGGAGCAGAAGAAGCAGGCGAAGAAGGCCGCUAAAGCUGCGAAGGCGAAGAAGGCCAACGGAACUCAGAAUGCGAGUGUAGACGCUAAGCAGGUGAAGAAUGUGAACGUGACGGCCAUUGGGAAGGAUAAUAAGACGACGGUGUAGAUGUAUGUUGUGUGGAGAUUGAUUUGAUUUCAGUGCAGGAGAGUGAUGGAUCGAAAUGACAUGUGUGCUCAUAUUGCUUUCAUUACAUAAUCAAUAAAAUCCUAAUAAAUGCCAGUCA